Melopsittacus undulatus (budgerigar) is the source of this 3691-nucleotide messenger RNA. It is a transcript of the gene RXFP1, whose product is annotated as relaxin family peptide receptor 1. Gene Ontology annotation, cellular component: plasma membrane. Lineage: Eukaryota; Metazoa; Chordata; Aves; Psittaciformes; Psittaculidae. The coding region runs from base 30 to 2228 and encodes 732 amino acids. Gene Ontology annotation, biological process: adenylate cyclase-activating G protein-coupled receptor signaling pathway; activation of adenylate cyclase activity; hormone-mediated signaling pathway. Gene Ontology annotation, molecular function: protein binding; G protein-coupled peptide receptor activity. The transcript has 17 exons. The record is from RefSeq and is a predicted model, not a curated record.
UGGAAGAUCAUGUUUCUGGAGCUGGGAUCAUGUGCCCCCUGGGCUACUUUCCAUGUGGCAAUAUCACAAAGUGCUUGCCCCAACAACUUCACUGUAAUGGUGAGGAUGACUGCGGGAAUCGAGCCGAUGAAGAAAACUGUGAGGACUACAAUGGAUGGUCUCUACAAUUUGAUAAACAUUAUACAAAGGACAAAUACUAUCAAAUGAAAUCUCUGUAUGCAUCUCAGACAAAGACACCCGAGUGCUUGGCUGGUGCUGUGCCAGCAGAGUGUACAUGCCAAAGGCUGGAGAUCUUCUGUGAUGCUGCCAAGUUGCGUGCUGUCCCAUCAGUCUCUUCAAACAUAACCAUAAUGUCUCUUCAGAGGAAUCUGCUAAGGAAACUUUCUGCUGACACUUUCAAGAAAUACCAAGACCUUAAAUAUCUGUAUCUUCAAAAUAAUAGAAUCAGAGCUGUAUCUGAACGUGCUUUUAAAGGUUUAUUCAACUUGACAAAAUUAUACUUGAGUAACAACAAAAUAUCUAUUUUGAAGCCUGGUGUCUUUGCAGAUCUCCACAGACUUGAAUGGCUGAUAAUUGAAAAUAAUAGGAUAAAUCGGAUCUCUCCAUUAACAUUUUAUGGACUCAAAUCACUUAUUCUCCUAGAGAUGAUGAAUAAUUCUGUUGCUCAUUUGCCUGAUAAACCUCUGUGCCGAUAUAUGCCAAGGCUAAACUGGCUAGACCUUGAAGGCAACCAUAUCCAUCAUGUAAGAAAUGUCACUUUCAUCUCCUGCAACACUCUAACUGUACUGGUGCUGAGAGAAAAUAAAAUCAGCUCUUUAAGUGAAAACAGCUUUUCUUUUCUCCAGAUGUUGGAUGAAUUAGAUUUGGCUAGCAACAAGAUUGAAUCACUUCCUCCAUAUAUAUUUAAGGAUCUAAAGGAGCUUUCACAACUGAACCUUUCUUACAACCCCAUCAAGAAAAUACAAAUAGACCAGUUUGAUUUUCUAAUUAAACUCAAAUCCCUUGGCUUGGAAGGCAUUGAAAUUGCAAACAUCCAGAGAAGAAUGUUCAGACCCCUGAGAAACCUUUCCCACAUAUAUUUUAAGAAAUUCCAGUACUGUGGAUAUGCCCCUCAUGUGCGCAGCUGUAAGCCCAAUACUGAUGGGAUUUCAUCCCUUGAGAAUCUUUUAGCCAGCAUCAUACAGAGAGUGUUUGUUUGGGUUGUGUCUGCUAUCACCUGCUUUGGAAAUAUUUUCGUUAUCUGCAUGAGGCCUUAUAUCAGAUCGGAGAAUAAACUCCAUGCCAUCUCAAUAAUGUCUCUCUGCUGUGCUGACUGUCUGAUGGGGAUAUAUUUAUUUGUGAUUGGAGCAUUUGAUCUUAAAUAUCGUGGAGAAUACAACAAGCAUGCUCAGUUGUGGAUGGACAGUAUUCAUUGCCAAUUGCUUGGAUCGCUGGCUAUUCUGUCUACAGAGGUGUCAGUCUUACUAUUGACUUACCUGACUUUGGAAAAAUGCAUCUGCAUAGUUUAUCCCUUUAGGUGUUUGAAGCCCAGAAAAUGCAGGACAAUUUCCAUUUUGAUUCUUAUCUGGAUAAUUGGGUUUGCUGUUGCUUUUAUCCCACUAAGCAAUAAGAAAUUUUUCAGGAACUACUACGGCACCAAUGGUGUCUGUUUUCCUCUUCACUCAGAACAAGCAGAAAGUGCAGGAAGUCAGAUUUAUUCUGUUGUCAUUUUCUUAGGUGUAAACUUGGCAGCUUUCAUCAUCAUUGUGUUUUCCUACGGGACUAUGUUCUACAGUGUUCACCAAACAGCUAUUACAGCUACUGAAAUUAAGAAUCAUGUUAAAAAAGAGAUGAUCCUUGCUAAACGCUUUUUCUUCAUUGUAUUUACUGAUGCACUAUGUUGGAUACCCAUUUUUGUUUUGAAACUUCUUUCUUUACUUCGGGUAGAAAUACCAGGUACCAUAACUUCUUGGGUGGUAAUUUUUAUACUGCCAAUAAAUAGUGCUUUGAACCCUCUUCUCUACACUUUGACUACACGACCUUUCAAAGAAAUGAUUCAUCAGGUUUGGUAUAAUUACAGGCAACGAAGAUCUAAAAAAGGUAAAAGCGGUCAGAAAACAUAUGGUCCAUCAUUCAUUUGGGUAGAAAUGUGGCCAAUGCAUGAAAUGACUCCAAAGGUAAUGAAGCCCAUGCUUUGUACAGACUCAUCUGAUGCUUCAGUGACCUCGCAGUCAACAAGAAUAAAUUAAUACAUGUUAAAUACAUUUUGAAUUUUCACGGUGACAUCUGCACUGUUAGCUUCACAUCUGUGGGCUUACAGCUUUACAGCAAAGAGGAAAAGGGAGGGAGGUAUGGCACCUGGGCCCAUGUGAACUAACACAGGGAGAAGAAGCAAUGUAUCUACAGGUAGAACUAAUACAACAAUAAUUUCACCAUCUCACAAUGGUACCUGAUACUUUGACAACUCAUCUUAGACCAGAAGGAGAAGUCACAUUGUUUUUUUUCAUCUCAGAAGCCAGGAGCAUGGAAAAAAAAAAACAAACCUGAAUUGUCAUUUAAAACAUCUCACCCUGAAAGCAGAAUGUUUCAAAAUUCUCUAUCUUUAGGGAGGAAAAAAAUAUUAUUUUCAUUAAACUUUUUAUUUAAAUUCCCCAUUUCAAUAGCUAAUUUUUUAAAGAGUUAUUUGAUUUCCUCAUUAAAAUUUUUUUCUCUCCACAGAGUUUCUGACUAGGUCUAUUCAAGCUAUUAGGGAGCAACAGCCCUAUGAAAAACAUGUACAUUUAACAACUAGACCAGUUUAUCUGUCAAAGAAAAUAAAUUUAAUCCUUUUAAAAAUUUACAAACUUUUAACAAUUUAUCAACCAUUUCACUUAUGUAAAAACAGUCCUGAAAUUGUAAUGAGCAUUCUAAUUUAGGCAGAACCAGAACUGUGGGAAGGAAAAAUAAAACAGAUUUUCUCAACUGAGUGUCCCCCAGAGGUAGCUGCUGGAAGUUUCCCCCCUUCAGGAGAGGAUCCUUCCCUGAAAGACUGGACUUGAUUAUCCCAGCAUCUCAAUGCUGCUCUCUUCCUCACUGGUUCUUCAUGGGCUACUAUAAAUAGCCUCCCACAGCUUGCAGACCUCAACAAAUUUCAGUCUUAAGAUGUCUAUCUCAGUGCAUGGAAUAAUGGGAGAUGGCCAUUUAGAAGACUAUCAGUCUUAAUUUCAGUCUUAAUUUCAGUCUCAUUUCAGUCACCUUGUGCAUUUGACAUGAUGCAUUACGGUUAAAAUGAUUCAAGGACCAGAGCUACUCAGCACUUCUUGGAGCAUUAUUCUACUUCCCAGUGUCACAAGGGUGAAAAAAAGUUAUCCCACCUGAAACAAUCCUCUAACAGCAGUUCCUUUGCAUAUACUUCCUGAAGAGAAUAUUUUUCCAUUAUGUAUCGCUACAACUUCCCUUCUAUGUUCAAUACCAUACUAACAGUCCAAUGGCCUAGCAGCCCACAGAGGUAAAAAGAAUGCUGUGGUUUUGCAUCGAUUAUUAGAAGCAUUUUAAAAUGAAGUUAAAAGAUGCUUCCAGUGUUUGCACUUGACUUCUUAACAGUGUAAGAAGUAGAAUUUAAAGUGUGACACUUCACACUUUAACUGUUUACAGAACUUUGGAUUACCUUGAACUCAAAGAUUGUUAGGCAUCUUGUUUCCACUACUGUAUGUUUUAUUGAAAUAAAAGAUUA